Molecule: messenger RNA, 1419 nt
Organism: Malassezia pachydermatis
Lineage: Eukaryota; Fungi; Basidiomycota; Malasseziomycetes; Malasseziales; Malasseziaceae
Exons: 4
Coding region: 1-1419 (472 amino acids)
Source: RefSeq, a predicted model, not a curated record
AUGUCGAACGACGCCGCCAGGCUCAUUGUGCCGUCGCGUCGCAAAGAGCGCUAUUUAUCGGCCACUUGCCCCUACACAGACUGCAAAGCAUCUGUAGAGUACAAGCCGCCAACAGUGGAACAAGUGCAAGCUGUGCCUUCCAAUGUCACGACUUUUUCCGUCACCUGUAUCGCGUGCCAACGCAACUUUGACCCACCAGGCGCCUCGAAGACGCUACGUGAAGUGCGUGCGCAAAUAAAUGGAGGAGACGGGAAGAAAGAAAAUCAUUCUCGCCGUCGUAUCGGUACAGAUGAGAAGCCAUUGGAUAUGACAUUCUAUGAUACACUGGGUGUGCCAGCGAAUGCCUCGACGGAAGAAAUUAAAAAGGCGUACAGGAAGCUGGCCAUUAAACUGCACCCAGAUAAGAACCCAGAUGACCCAGAGGGAGAAGAGAAAUUCAAGACUUUAGCGGCUGCCUACCAAGUCCUUUCGGACCCUGAAUUGCGACACAAAUACAACGAAUUUGGCCCAUCGACGCCCGGCCUCAUUAACGAAGAUGGGAUUAUGGAUCCAGAAGAAGUGUUUGGCGGCCUCUUUGGUGGCGAACGUUUCCAGGAUAUUAUCGGUACGAUUAGUAUCGGCCGCGAAAUGAAAGAAGCGCUUCAGAAAGAUUCUGACGAGCUUGCUGCCGAGGCAGAUGGACAAGCGCCUUCCAAGAAAGACGAUGAGAGUAUGACACCGGAACAAAAAGCGAAGAAGGAAAAGGAGGAGGCUGAGAAGGAGAAAGAAAAAGAAGAAGAGCGUGAGAAGCGCGUCACGAUGCUCGCAGAGAAGCUGGAGCGCAAGCUGAGCAUUUAUGCGGAAAGCAUCAAGUCGGCCGACGAUGAAUCGCUCUCCAACGAAGUUCGGCAGGGCUACCGUGAAAUGAUCCGUCUGGAGACCGAGGAGCUCAAGCAGGAAAAGUACGUGAGUGGUUUAUCUGACACAAGCUUUGGAGUAGAGAUCCUGCAUGCCGUGGGCUUUGUAUAUGCAGCCAAGUCACGCUCGUACCUCUCGUCGACAGGUAUGUUCGGUACCAUUACUGGAUUCUACCAUGCCGCCUCAAGCUCCAUUCAUACUGUGCGGGAGACAGUGUCUACACUUCGGGCUGCUAUGGAGCUCAAGAGUGUAUUUGAAGAACUUGCCAAGGCAGAAGAGGAUGGCAUCACUGAGGAGAGGAAAAAGCAGCUGGAAGACCAAGCGGCAGAAAAGGGUAUGCGGGCUCUUUUUAAGGGCGCCAAGCUCGAGAUUGAGGGUGUGAUUCGUGAAGUAAGCGAUCGUGUGCUGUACGAUACGAGUGCCUCGAAACAGACGCAACGAUGGCGCGCGGAAGCGCUGGGCAUCAUUGGCGAUGUGUAUAUGCAAGUGAAACCGAACGAAGGGGAAACUACCCAGACGUAA